GCAGCGCGCAACCGUCACUUUCGAAUAGUCAAUCGGCAGUCGUAGAACGGUGUGUACACAGUACAACGUGUGUCCCGCGCCUACUUAGAACAGUCCAGUGCAGUUGUGCCAACAUUCCAGCCAGCCGAAAAAGAGAACGGUCCGUUUAACGGAUUGUAACUAGUUCGGGAUUGUAACCCAACCCGAUCGAGGAUUCUGCUGUCCAGCCUGAAUCGAUCAGUCAUCAGUUUAGAGUGCGAGUGUUCUUCCUACAAGUACAAACAUGUCGAAAACUCUGGAGGAAUCUCCCAAUGCCCACAUCAACAAAACUCUGUUGGACAAAUACAUGAGUCUGCCGUUACCGGAAGGCAAGAUCAUAGCUACCUACAUUUGGAUCGAUGGUACGGGCGAAAAUGUCCGCUGCAAGGACCGCACACUGGAAUUCAUCCCGGACAAACCGAGUGAUCUUCCCAUCUGGAACUACGAUGGCAGCUCGUGCUAUCAGGCUCAAGGUCACAACUCGGAUGUCUAUCUGCGCCCGUCUGCCAUCUACCGGGAUCCGUUCCGUCGUGGCAACAGUAUUUUGGUGAUGUGUGAAACCUACCGAUUCGAUGGAACCCCGACCGAGUCCAACCGACGCAAGAGCUGUAAUGAGGUAUGCGAAAAGGUCGCUAACGAGCAUCCCUGGUUCGGAAUUGAGCAGGAGUACACUCUGCUGGAUAUUGAUGGAAGGCCACUGGGAUGGCCAAAGAAUGGAUUCCCUGGUCCACAGGGACCGUACUAUUGUGGAGUCGGUGCUGAUAAGGUGUAUGCGCGUGACAUCGUUGAUGCCCAUUAUCGGGCUUGUCUGUACGCUGGAAUAAAGAUCUGCGGUACUAAUGCGGAGGUUAUGCCGGCGCAGUGGGAAUACCAGGUCGGUCCGUGCGAAGGAGUCUCCAUUGGAGACGAUCUGUGGGUUUCUCGUUUCCUGCUGCACAGAAUAGCGGAAGAAUUUGGAAUCGUUGCUACCCUGGACCCAAAGCCGAUAAUCGGUGAUUGGAAUGGGGCCGGUGCGCAUACCAACGUUUCGACCAAGAGUAUGCGUACCGAUGGUGGAAUCGUAGAAAUUGAGAAGGCCAUCGCCAAGCUUUCGAAGCACCACGACCGGCACAUCCGUGCGUACGAUCCGCAUGGAGGAAAGGACAACGAACGACGUCUGACGGGAAAGCACGAAACUAGCUCGAUACACGAUUUCAGUGCCGGAGUGGCCAAUCGUGGAGCCUCGGUGCGAAUCCCUCGUGGCGUAGCCGAUGAUGGCAAGGGCUACUUUGAGGACCGUAGACCCAGCUCUAACUGUGAUCCGUACAGCGUUGUGGAAGCCAUUCUGAGGACAAUUUGUCUGGACGAAUGAAAAUGAAAAUUCUCGUUUCGUUUUAUUGUUUACGAAUGGUGUUUUUUGUAUGUUUUAAGAAGAUAUAAUCUUUCAAUUUAUAAUUGCUAAAGAAGAAGAAUAUCGAUAUGUUAACCAUCUGGAACAAUUCCAAAGUAGGCUACUAAGCUGCAAUUGCAAAAACACGUGUAAUAUUCAUAACAUGAUAGGUUUAAGCGAUAUGUAACAAUGUUGUUAUAUUUUAUGUGUCAUAAGUGAUUAAAUUAUUAAUAUUAUUAUUAUUAUUGAUAUUAGAAAACAUGAAUUCCAUCUGUAGCUCA
This is a messenger RNA of Topomyia yanbarensis, 1668 nucleotides long. It is a transcript of the gene Gs2, whose product is annotated as glutamine synthetase 2 cytoplasmic. Gene Ontology annotation, molecular function: glutamine synthetase activity. Bases 263 to 1369 code for a protein of 368 amino acids. Lineage: Eukaryota; Metazoa; Arthropoda; Insecta; Diptera; Culicidae. Gene Ontology annotation, cellular component: cytoplasm. The record is from RefSeq and is a predicted model, not a curated record. The transcript has 5 exons.